Messenger RNA from Aspergillus piperis CBS 112811, 312 nucleotides. RefSeq lists its product as uncharacterized. NCBI's taxonomy places the organism in Eukaryota, Fungi, Ascomycota, Eurotiomycetes, Eurotiales, Aspergillaceae. The record is from RefSeq and is a predicted model, not a curated record. The transcript has a single exon. The coding region runs from base 1 to 312 and encodes 103 amino acids.
AUGUCCAAAACCUUCUCCACAGACCUCUACGGCGACCACAGCGGCCGCCACCCCUCCAUGGGCGACCUCAAGAACCGCCUCUCCGUGCAAGUCAAAGACAAGCUUGCUAAUGAAGUCGCUGAAGACCCUCGUACAGCCUACAUCAACUACGAAGGCAGGAUCCGAAAGGUCAAAGAGCACGGCAAGCUUUACGAGAACCCGUCGCACGAGGAACUCACCUUUGGUCCGGAUGGUUCUGAUACCGGCAGACAUGGUUGGCAUGGCUGGACUACUGCCCAUUUGCGGGUGACCUUUGAUGCUGAGGAUAUUUGA